UUGAUUUGACAAAGUUUAUGCAUUGAAAAAAGAUGGGUUUAUCAUUCGGGAAGCUUUUCAGUCGGCUGUUUGCCAAGAAGGAGAUGCGUAUUCUGAUGGUGGGUCUUGAUGCAGCUGGUAAAACCACCAUAUUGUACAAGCUCAAGCUGGGAGAGAUUGUUACCACUAUUCCUACCAUUGGAUUCAAUGUGGAGACUGUUGAAUACAAGAACAUAAGCUUCACUGUCUGGGAUGUUGGGGGUCAGGACAAGAUCAGACCAUUGUGGAGGCAUUACUUCCAAAACACACAAGGACUUAUCUUUGUGGUUGAUAGUAAUGAUCGUGAUCGUGUUGUUGAGGCUAGAGAUGAGCUGCAUCGUAUGUUGAAUGAGGAUGAACUGAGGGAUGCUGUGCUGCUUGUGUUUGCUAACAAGCAAGAUCUUCCAAAUGCUAUGAAUGCUGCUGAGAUUACCGACAAGCUUGGUUUGCACUCCCUCCGUCAACGCCACUGGUACAUUCAGAGCACAUGUGCUACCUCUGGAGAAGGGUUGUAUGAGGGGCUUGACUGGCUCUCAAACAACAUUGCAAACAAGGGUUGAACAUGAGAUCCAUGAUUUUUGCAGCUAUAUUUUUGUCAAUAUAGACUUCAACAAUGUCUAGAGCACUUGUGCACCUGCUGAUCUUUCUUAUGCGAGAUAGAUCCACUUAUCACUAUAUUUUUUUCAGUACAUUUUCCUUUCUUUAAAAGAAUGUUACUUUACAGUAACUUUAGUUGAAUUCAUGUAAUAUUUUACACUCUGGGUUUACAUAUUCUC
Molecule: messenger RNA, 794 nt
Organism: Solanum stenotomum
Lineage: Eukaryota; Viridiplantae; Streptophyta; Magnoliopsida; Solanales; Solanaceae
Product: ADP-ribosylation factor 1
Exons: 7
Coding region: 33-578 (181 amino acids)
Biological process (GO): vesicle-mediated transport; intracellular protein transport
Cellular component (GO): cytoplasm
Molecular function (GO): GTPase activity; GTP binding
Source: RefSeq, a predicted model, not a curated record